UUAAAUAUUCUUAAGAGUUUUUUCAUGGCUUUUAAGUUUUUUCAGCUCAUCACCUUCAUCUUCCUCAUUUUCAUACUGCUUGCUCCUAGUGGCCAUGCCAAGAGGAGCACCCCAAGUGGCCAAGAGUCAUCACCUUUUGAUUUCAUCAAGAAAUUAAAAGAUUGUCACAUGGGAAAUAAUACUAAAGAGAUCCACGAGCUCAAAGCCUACCUCGAAAAAUUCGGUUAUCUCAAAUAUCCAAACAAAACACAAGCCACUGAUGAUGAUUUCGAUGAUAUCCUCGAAUCAGCCAUCAAAACCUACCAAAAAAACUAUCACAUCACACCCUCAGGGGUCGUUGAUGAUGAGACGAUAUCAAUAAUGACAACCCCACGAUGUGGGGUGCCUGAUAUCGUCAACGGCACUAACUACAUGCAACCUCGAGACAGAAUCCACGAGUCGUCUAGCUCGAGUGGCAUCCAAAUCGUGUCCCACUUCACUUUUUUUCCUGGAAACCCUAGAUGGCCAUCUUCCAAAACCCUACUGACCUAUGGGUUCUUGCCCAAUUUCCCCGCCAACGCCGUGGACCCCGUGGCACGUGCCUUUCAAAAGUGGCAAUCUUCCACACACUUCACCUUCGCACGUGCCCAAACCAACCAAAAUGCGGAUUUGGUCAUAGGGUUCCUCCGCGGGGACCAUGGCGACGGAUCCCCUUUUGACGGCCGCGGCGGAAUCCUAGCUCAUGCAUUUGCACCAACUAAUGGAAGGUUCCAUUACGACGCCGACGAGCAGUGGUCCGUCGGGCCGGUCGCGGGUGCUUUCGACUUGGAAACCGUCGCGCUUCACGAAAUCGGGCACCUUUUAGGGCUCGGACAUAGCUCGGUUGACGCGGCAAUCAUGUUUCCUAAUAUCGGAGCCGGGCAGACUAAAAAUUUGAACGCAGAUGAUAUUCAAGGAAUAAGGUCUUUAUACAAUCGCUAAAAUAUAUACUAUUAGAUAUAAAGGUGUGUUUUUAUUUGCAUGUCAAAAUAAUUUCCCCUAUGUUGGGAUUUCGUAAUAGUAUCUAAGGUUCAUCGUUGGCUUUUAUGUUGUCGUAAUUAUAACGUAUAUGGAUUUGGACAUAUAGUCCACCAUAAUAU
Salvia miltiorrhiza (redroot sage) is the source of this 1118-nucleotide messenger RNA. RefSeq names its product metalloendoproteinase 3-MMP-like. Gene Ontology annotation, molecular function: metalloendopeptidase activity; zinc ion binding. Lineage: Eukaryota; Viridiplantae; Streptophyta; Magnoliopsida; Lamiales; Lamiaceae. The transcript has a single exon. The record is from RefSeq and is a predicted model, not a curated record. Gene Ontology annotation, cellular component: extracellular matrix. The coding region runs from base 25 to 960 and encodes 311 amino acids. Gene Ontology annotation, biological process: collagen catabolic process; proteolysis; extracellular matrix organization.